Dalotia coriaria is the source of this 669-nucleotide messenger RNA. RefSeq names its product Sec61 translocon subunit beta (gene Sec61beta). Gene Ontology annotation, cellular component: membrane; Sec61 translocon complex. Gene Ontology annotation, biological process: SRP-dependent cotranslational protein targeting to membrane, translocation; post-translational protein targeting to membrane, translocation. Lineage: Eukaryota; Metazoa; Arthropoda; Insecta; Coleoptera; Staphylinidae. Bases 160 to 450 code for a protein of 96 amino acids. The transcript has 3 exons. The record is from RefSeq and is a predicted model, not a curated record. Gene Ontology annotation, molecular function: guanyl-nucleotide exchange factor activity.
GAUGACGUAUGCCAACGCAGCCAACGUGUCAGACGCGAAUCGCUCGUUGGCCGUGCGUAUUCUAUUAUUACUUCGAAGAACAACUUGCGGUGCGGACGUGCUUCACUUUUCUACGUACAAUCACUUAAAUACUCCUGUAAAACAUCCAAAUUAAACAAAAUGCCUGCAGCGCCGAGUUCGACCAAUGUGGGCUCAUCGACACGAUCGCCCUCGAAAGCAGCGGCACCGCGUGCUGGAGGCGGCGGUGGUACCGUGAGGCAGAGGAAAACCACCACCACAACAGCUGCGCGGACAACUCGCGGCGGUGCUGGCACCGGUGGCAUGUGGAGGUUCUACACUGAUGAUUCUCCUGGAAUCAAAGUUGGACCAGUGCCAGUCUUAGUAAUGUCUCUCCUCUUCAUCGCGUCAGUCUUCAUGUUACACAUCUGGGGCAAAUACACUAGGUCUUAAGCAAUUCAUUCCAUACAACUGAAGCUGAAUAAUUAUUACAAAUUGGGAACUACAUGUAUGCAUUUUGGCAUAAGUAAAAUUUACAUACUUUAAUAUUAACUAUAUUUACAUUAUGUUUUGUUCUUUUUUAAGCUGAAAUAAUAUUUAUGAACAUCUGAAUGUGAAUAAAUCAAAUUAUUUAUAAUAUUGUAUUUUGCAAUAAAAUAUUGAAAUACAAAA